AUGUCAUCCAAUACACUAAACUCUGAACCAGCUGCUGCUGCUCUUGACAACUAUGUUGGAUUUGAUACUAUUACCCAACAAAUUGAAAAGAAACUUCUCAAAAGAGGGUUCCAUUUCAAUGUCAUGGUUGUUGGUCAAUCUGGACUGGGCAAGUCCACCCUUGUUAAUACAAUCUUUGCAUCCCAUCUGAUUGAAAGCAAGGCUCGUUUGGCUGCAGACGAACCCCCUAGACAGACAACAGAAAUCCAGACAGUAUCCCACCUGAUCGAGGAACACGGAGUCCGUCUGAGACUAAACAUCGUCGACACCCCUGGCUAUGGAGACCAAGUGAACAAUGAGAACUGCUGGGAGCCAAUUAUCAAGUACAUCAAGGACCAACACUCUGCCUACCUUCGAAAGGAACUCACUGCUACCCGUGAUCGCUAUAUUCAAGACAGUAGAGUACACUGCUGCCUAUUCUUUAUCGGUCCUACCGGCCAUGCUCUCAAGCCAAUCGAUAUUGUCGUCCUGAAAAAGUUGUCAGAAGUAGUUAAUGUGGUACCUGUAAUUGCCAAGUCAGACUCCUUGACUUUGGAAGAACGUCAAGCUUUUAAGCAAAGAAUCAAGGCUGAAUUAGUAUUCCACAACAUCAAGCUGUAUCCUUAUGAGAGUGAUGAGGAUGAUGAGCAGGAACAGGCCUUGAAUGAAAGUAUUCGCGAAUUACUCCCCUUUGCAAUUGUUGGAUCCGAGAGAAAUGUGAUUAUUGAUGGAAAGGCAGUUCGAGGACGAAAGAACCGAUAUGGUGUGAUCAAUGUCGAAAGUGAAGAGCACUGCGAGUUUAUCUACCUCCGUAAUUUCUUGACUCGCACCCACUUGCAAGACUUGAUUGAAACUACUGCUCAGAUUCAUUACGAGGCUUUCCGUGCCAAGCAAUUGCUGGCCAUUAGAGAGUCAACCCAUCCUGCUAGUGCUCAGCCCUCGGUUGCUUCUCCUACAGCUACUAUGCUCAGUAGCCCUAUGGCUCCUACAGUGAUGAGCCCUAGCACUAUUGGAAGCCCAGCUACAAUGGGUAGUCCUGCACAGUCUCAAAAGUAUGUAUUAUGA
Messenger RNA from Phycomyces blakesleeanus NRRL 1555(-), 1083 nucleotides. RefSeq lists its product as hypothetical. The record is from RefSeq and is a predicted model, not a curated record. The transcript has 9 exons. Gene Ontology annotation, biological process: cytoskeleton-dependent cytokinesis. Bases 1 to 1083 code for a protein of 360 amino acids. Gene Ontology annotation, molecular function: GTP binding; GTPase activity; molecular adaptor activity. NCBI's taxonomy places the organism in Eukaryota, Fungi, Mucoromycota, Mucoromycetes, Mucorales, Phycomycetaceae. Gene Ontology annotation, cellular component: cell division site; septin ring; microtubule cytoskeleton.